Molecule: messenger RNA, 2412 nt
Organism: Dendronephthya gigantea
Lineage: Eukaryota; Metazoa; Cnidaria; Anthozoa; Malacalcyonacea; Nephtheidae
Product: cartilage intermediate layer protein 1-like
Exons: 7
Coding region: 1-2412 (803 amino acids)
Source: RefSeq, a predicted model, not a curated record
AUGCCUCAUAUCCAAAGUGCGAAAAACGGCCAGGUGCUUGGUGGCGGAUCACUGGAAGGGGACGAAUUAAGUUUUGUUUGUAAUAAACACUACGUGUUGGUUGGGGAAAAAGCUCUUCGAUGUAAAAGCAGUGGUAAAUGGAACGCCUCAGAACCAAAGUGUAAAGAUUGUAAUAAAAUCUGUACAACUGGGAAGCUGGAUACAACAUGCGAUGCUUGUAUUUGUGACGAUAACACACUAACUGGAGUGGUCAAAGACAACACCGGUAUUCUCUUAGAGAAUGCAACCAUUGCUCUUGCAGAGUUUCCGUUUAAAGUAUCAGGAAGUACGGGUGUUUCUGGGAAAUUCGUAUUGCAAGGAUUCUGUAUUUCAGAGGACAACAUCAUCGUUAGCAGAAAAGGCUAUCUACCACAAACAAUUAGAACGACAAAAGUUAGCCCUACUGCAGCAGUCGUGACAGCAAUCUUGAGGAAAAUUGUCUUCCCAGAAAUAACAUCUCACCCUGAAAGUAAACUACGGCUAGAAGGUCAACCUAUGACAUUGUGCUGUGAAGGAAAAUCAAGUACAAAGGCAAAAUUUGAAUGGACGAUUAAUGAUCGUGGAGCAGAUGAAUACCAACAUGAUGAAAUACAAAGCAAUACCACUGAUGAUAGUUGCGAUCCGACACCAUCUCAACACAUAAUUGCACUGCCGCAGGGCUGCACGGCAGGAGAAACAAACUCAGUUACCAUUGACGUAGGUGAUUGUGCGAAAACAAAAUGCAUCGCACGAGGUCUAAAAAAUAUGAACUAUUGUAAAGAUAAAUUCUGCUGCCAGCCCAUUGCUACAAGGAACAUCAAGGUCGUUUGUUCACAGCAUUCGUUUGACAUGAAAAGUGUAACAAAAUGUGGUUGCGGCGAUUGCCCUGUGAAACAAACUGUUGUUAAAGGAGUAGCAAGAGGAGGUCCAGACAAUAAACCUUUUAAAUAUGGAUAUAUUUAUCACGGUGAUAAAUAUUUGGCUCGUACUGGAAGGAAGGGUGAUUUUUCAUUUAAAGUUCCUGGUGAUUUUUCUCGCUUUGCUGUAACGUUUAAGGAUAAACGUAAUUAUAACAAUUUUCAGGAAUUAACAAAAGUAAUUCCGUUGGUCACUGGCCGUGAAACGUAUAUAGAAGUCCGACUGAAGCCUCGGCCUGAACCUAUUAAAGUUGAUGCGAAGAUGGGCUUUGAGAUUUCCCUGGGAAACUCGCAAAAUACCCGUGGAUUAAAUAAGUCAAACGAGGAAAAUGUAGUUGACAAUGACGACGCACAAUUAGAACCUGCUGUAGCAUUUGCUGUCCCUCCCCAAGGCUUGUUGACAGAACAUGGAGAAAUUUAUAACGGGACGGUCAAGGUUGAGGUCAAUUUUGUUGAUCCGAGAAACGUUACAGAAGUGGAAGAAGCCGAUGGAGACUUCACCACGGUGGACGAAGAUGGCGAGGAACAACAACUGGAGACUUUUGGGGUGAUAAAAAUGGAUUUUAAAGAUGAAAACGAUAAGAGUUUGCAACCUACAGGUGACAUUGACAUUUCACUUGAUAUUGAUAAGUAUAACAUUACUGAAAAUGAAGUAGAAAAUAUAAAGCUCUGGUACUUAGACGAGAAGACUGGAAGAUGGCGCAUUUUGGACACAAGUUGGAAAAAGCAUCAAACGAAGCGAUCGAAGAGAUCAGAUAAACAUAUAUCACUAUUUACUACCAAACUUAAUGCUAGAGAAUUUAUUCGCUUUGAUCUAAACUUAGAUAAGGUGGGCGGAGAGAUUUAUUUGAAAGUUAUGGCAGAAGACACCACAAAGAAAGCAGAGUCAGUCCUUAUUACAGUAUUUGUUACGCAAAGUAGAGUGAAUUAUAGAUAUCGAUCGUAUAACAUCGAACCGAAUAAAGCACAUUGUAUAAAAACAUUUCGGACAGAUGAAUUCGCGAAAAUACGGGCUGUCGUUGGUGAUCAAUAUCCACUAACGCCAAAGGAAACAGGUUUGGAUGAGGAUGUUAUAAAGAAACAUCUCAUAAAAAUAAUCUCGGAAGGAUCGCAUGGAUACUUCACAAUGCAAACGUUAAAUAGGCCAUUGAGUAAUAGACCCUCGCCAUUCUAUGAAGAUGAAGCUUCUUGCCUAGAAGGUCCAGAGGAGUAUAGUUUCUUAUUCGAGAUGCCUGUGCGAGAAGAAUUAAAGAAAAUUGAAGACGUUAGACAAAUUGACGAUGAGGACUGGUACACAGAAAAUAAUAAAGGGGUCGUUGUAUGUUACGUACAAAUUGCGGUGGAGAAUAUCAACGAGUGUCCAAAUAAAAUGGCAGCAUUCAAAGUUGAAAAAUUGAAAUCUGUCUUUGAUACCUAUCUUCCAAAAAGGACAAUUAAAAUCCAUCAGUCAGAUCGCCCGGAUGACAAACAAACUUAA